AAAAUAGACCAUUGUUCUUCAUGACAUUGCGUUUACGCUGUUGCUCUUUCCCUCCCCAACCUCACUGAAACAGAACGUUACAAAAAGCACCAGCGCCAGAAUCAUGUUUUAAGAACCAAACAGAGUACAAAGAGAGAAGAGAAACAACAAAGUACAGAAACACCGUACACAACCGAAUUCAACCGAACCGAACCGAACCGAACCGAGUUUUCUCUCUAUAUGUGAUUUCUCUUAUACCAUAUCCUCCUCUCACCACCUACGUCGUCGUUUUAGGAUCUUCUUUCAAUUGAAGAACAACCAAGGUUUGUUGAUCGUCAGGAAGAGCUCAUCACUCUUUGUAGUGGUCAGGUGCCUGCUGCCAUUCUGACAAAGUCAUUGGAUUUGAAACUGUGAUACAGUGAAUAUGUCUUCUGCAACCAAAGGUGAUAGGAAGACUGCAAUUGAUGUGGCGUCGUGGAUGUUCAAUAUAGUCACAUCUGUGGGGAUAAUCCUUGUGAACAAAGCCCUCAUGGCUACAUAUGGUUUCAGCUUUGCAACAACGUUAACUGGUUUGCAUUUUGCCACAACUACCUUGCUGACACUCUUUCUUAAGUGGCUGGGAUAUAUCCAAACCUCUCAUCUUCCCUUACCCGAUCUUAUCAAAUUUGUCUUAUUUGCAAAUUUCUCUAUCGUCGGAAUGAAUGUGAGUUUAAUGUGGAACUCUGUCGGUUUCUAUCAGAUUGCUAAGCUGAGUAUGAUUCCGGUAUCUUGUUUCCUGGAAGUUAUCUUGGACAACGUACGAUAUUCAAGGGACACAAAGCUUAGCAUUUCUCUAGUUCUCCUUGGUGUAGCUGUAUGUACUGUCACUGAUGUGAGCGUCAAUGCUAAGGGUUUCAUAGCUGCUGUAGUUGCAGUUUGGAGCACCUCACUGCAGCAGUAUUAUGUGCAUUUUCUUCAGCGCAAGUAUUCUCUUGGAUCGUUUAACUUGUUAGGUCACACUGCACCAGUACAAGCCGCAAGUUUACUGCUAGUAGGUCCCGUUGUGGACUAUUGGUUGACAAACAAACGAGUGGAUGCCUACAACUAUGGUUUGACAUCCACUUUGUUGAUCAUUAUCUCUUGCACCAUCGCUGUCGGUACAAACCUGAGCCAGUUCAUCUGCAUUGGCAGGUUCACAGCCGUAUCCUUCCAAGUGCUUGGCCACAUGAAGACAAUUCUGGUACUGACCUUAGGAUUUGUUUUCUUUGGAAAAGAAGGUCUGAAUUUACAAGUGAUUCUGGGCAUGCUCAUUGCAAUAGCGGGAAUGAUAUGGUAUGGCAAUGCAUCUUCUAAGCCAGAAGGGAAGGAGCGUGUCAGUUUACCCGUUAGUUCUACCCCCAAGACACAAGACUAUAAUGUACUAUCAGUAUCUUCUGAUACGGAUCAUUAAACAUAGACAUAAGUUUAUGUAAAUAAAGUGGUGUUACCAUUGCAUGGUAAAACCAGGUUCCCUUUUGGGUCAGAUGAUUCAUGUUCUUGUUUAAAAA
Messenger RNA from Vigna radiata var. radiata (mung bean), 1505 nucleotides. RefSeq names its product UDP-rhamnose/UDP-galactose transporter 4. The transcript has 7 exons. The record is from RefSeq and is a predicted model, not a curated record. Gene Ontology annotation, molecular function: antiporter activity; UDP-galactose transmembrane transporter activity. Lineage: Eukaryota; Viridiplantae; Streptophyta; Magnoliopsida; Fabales; Fabaceae. Gene Ontology annotation, cellular component: Golgi apparatus. The coding region runs from base 404 to 1408 and encodes 334 amino acids.